Nomia melanderi (Alkali bee) is the source of this 4013-nucleotide messenger RNA. RefSeq names its product tachykinin-like peptides receptor 99D. Gene Ontology annotation, biological process: G protein-coupled receptor signaling pathway. Lineage: Eukaryota; Metazoa; Arthropoda; Insecta; Hymenoptera; Halictidae. The record is from RefSeq and is a predicted model, not a curated record. Gene Ontology annotation, molecular function: neuropeptide Y receptor activity. Gene Ontology annotation, cellular component: plasma membrane.
GUCACGAAGAGCGCAGGUUCCACGAUGAUCUCCUUCCAUGAGGAAAAGCCCGCCGAAGUCUGGCUCGCCCCACCGCAGAGAUCCUGAAAACCGACGACAUUUCGUCGUGAGUUCUCGGAAAGCGCGGGUCUGGGCUGACUGAGCAUCGAUCGUGCCAUCGGAUCCAUCGAUCGCAUCUAAUCCAGCGCGUCACGGAAACCGACGAACUCGCUUGUACUCGCUAAACAGAAAAAUCGAUUUGCAUCGUUGGAUAGGUUCGAAUUGAAUGAUAUAUUCCGAUAGAGCUUCCAUAAGAAGACAACAACUAUCUACUCGAAUAGUGGAAGAAUGAGGAUCUAACCGAGAGUGAUUAAGACAGUUCAUCCCCUAUCGGUGAGGAACGAUGAGUAGGACUGAUUCGAUCUAGAUUGCAAAUUUAUAGGGAAAGUUAACGAAAAGAGACGUAAAGAAGUUUGAAUAUUGAACCGGAAGCGAAUAUGUUCUCCAUUGAGCUAGGUGUCGGGUAAUCUGCCGCAGUCCUUUGAUCCAGUUACCCGUUGCCCCGUCAACGUCUAUGCGUCGAGUGCAACUGACCCAGCCAGCGUUUGUUGACAACCCGUCGAGCAGCGGCGACGGCCAGCUACUAGUUGCGUGUGGAAUGUGUGUGUGUGUCAAGAAUUAAUGAACGCCGGCACGUGCUCUUAACGAGAUCCAGUGGACUUGGUUCUAGCUAGAGGACAUCGGUACACUGAAUUUUUGAAAGUUUUGGAACUGCUGGACCCUAUUACCUUGAUUGGCAGAUUGCUUUGGUUCCUUUAUUAUACUUUAAAGCACUACGAAUCCCGUGAAAUUGAGAGUUUAUCUUAAUCCAACGUGUCGCAUCGACUUAUUCAGAUCCUCGGAUCGUUCGCGAGUUUCGCACACAACGUUGUUACGCAGAUCAUGAAAACAUCGCUGACUGAACCGUCUUUUAUGAUUGAUUUUUACGACGUGGUCGAUGCGUUUACGGCCACUGGCUGUGCUCUGUCUGGAACGGUUUAACGAUUCCCUGGAAUUCACAUGAUUUAGAAGAUCGCUUGAACAAGUGCGUCAAGAAAGUAUCGCGGGAUGUGUUGAAAAUGAUAAUGAGAGCCAGGUUGAUUGCUAGAAUCUCGGAAAAGCAAUUUGAUUGAAAUUCUUUUGUGCGACCAAACAACGUACAGAUCGCAUUGAUCGGGAACAGAGGAACGAUAGAUUGUGGCUGCUCGCGCGAAAACAUCUGGCAUUCAGGGAAUCCGUGAUUGAUCUUUAAGUGGAUACUGAAGCGGUCGACGGACACUUUCAAUAUGGACGAGUCCGGAAAAAAUGAUACCUAUAAUAACAUCACUGGUUUGAGCAAUAUAACUGAUUUCGUAGCUGAGGUGGAGUUUAGCUGUGAAAUAGACGAGGGUGAAAAAGUACCGCCGCUAAUCGUCGUAAUCCUCAGUAUAUUAUACGGAAGCACAUCCAUUUUGACGAUGGUGGGAAACUCCAUCGUAAUAUGGAUAAUCGCUACGACCAAGCGGAUGCAGGAUGUUACAAAUUUUUACAUCGCGAAUCUAGCACUGGCCGACAUUGUAAUAGGUUUGUUCGUGAGUCCGCUUCAGUAUCAAGCUGCGCUACUACAAAAAUGGAUUUCACCGCAUUUUAUGUGUGCUAUUUGUCCUUUUGUGCAAGUUCUCUGUGUCAAUGCUUCGGUCUUCACGCUGACAGCGAUUGCGAUUGAUCGACAUCGAGCGAUUUUGAAACCACUCAGCGCGAAGCCGAGCAAACUCACUGCCAAAAUUGUCAUCAUGGGAAUUUGGUUAUUUGCCGCGAUUUUAGCAAUACCGGCGGGGAUGGCAUACACAGUGACCAUAGUCCACAAGAAUUUUUAUGGCGAGCAGAACGUACCGAUGUGUGCCAUCAAUAACAUCUCCCACAAAAAGAUAUUCAUCUACUCAACAUUGUUGGUGUUGUUUCAAUUUUUGACACCACUGUCAGUGAUUUCUUUAGUGUAUACAAGAAUGGCACUGAAAUUGUGGAGUAACCGAGCACCCGGAAACGCGGAAAGCAGUCGGGAUGCAAAUUUAAUGAAGAACAAGAUGAGGGUCAUUAAAAUGUUAAUCGUCGUUGUCGCCGUUUUUGCAAUCUGUUGGUUGCCUGUUCAAAUAUAUCACGCUUUAAAAUAUUGCUACGAGAAAAUAAACUGUUACGAGUACAUCAAUUAUAUAUUUCUCGUUUUCAAUUGGCUGGCUAUGUCAAACAGCUGUUACAACCCUUUGAUCUAUGGAAUAUAUAAUGGAAAAUUCAGAAGGGAAUUACGACAACGAUGUCCGUGUAAAUUGCGAAAUCGGGCAACUAGUCCGCCAAUCAAUAAUACCGAAAUGGAUAAAACGCAAAGUAGCCGAACCUCGAUUAGAUACGAAUGGAAGCGAACAAUUUCUGGCGGUUACCCAGCUGUUGCGUCGUUUUAUAAGGGAAUAUCAAUGAGAGGAUCCACUCACUCAUUCAUUGAUGACCCCCAAACUUAUGCGCGCAAUAAGAAACGAUUAGGACAUUAUAUGCAUGGUAGUCAUGAACAUAAUUGCUCGAUUUCAUCGAAUAAAACCGAAGAAUUAUACGUUUUCUCACCCCGGAAAUACGGAGAAGAUCCUGAAAUGGAAGAGUUAGGUUUGUAAUAUCAAGAAUUCCAUAAUCUAUGCGCACAUAGGCCUACCAACCGCAGUCGAUAAAACUGUUGGCAAAAGGGGUAAGUAAGUAAGUAUUUAGAUAGAAGAAUGUCGAGGACUGCCAUGCCCGUUGGCUCCCAUAACAACAGAUUAAUCGUAGAAUUUAUUUACAUUCAAUUUUAAAUUUCGGUCAGAUGUAAAAUAUUGCUUGAUUGCCAUUACUUCUCCACUACGUUCCAGAAUCUACCUUUUUCCUAUCACCUGUACUUGAUAAGAUUAUACAUAUAAAGUACUUUGAACAUGGUCAGCAAAAAGACAAAUUGCAUUAUACUCGAAGUGCAAAAUUUUUGUGAUUUUUGUAUCCACUGCGUAUAGACAAAGUUGAAUUAAUGAAUGGUUACCUCACACAAGACCAACGAACCAUUAAUGACAUAUCACAAUUCCUUUGUACCCUAUUUUAACCAUUGCUCAGACUUGUCUGUGAACCUUAUGUAAGUGUCUACUUAUAUAAUGGUGAUUAUACUUACAAUUUGUUGACGUUUGUCCAUUUAUUAAUGUAUAAAUAUUGUUUUAUAUGCUAAUUUUUCAUUUUUCAGAUAGAUUGUAAUAUAUGUUUUAUUUAAAAAGUUUAUAUAAAUGUUUCCCUUUAUAUUUAGUAAUAAGAUUAAUGAAAUGUGACAGUAAUUUACCGAUAAUAGGAUUUGUGGAUGUAUUGAAAUGCAAGAAAGAUAUGACAAUGAAUAAAAUUGAAAAUUUUAAUUUAAAAAUUAUUGUAAAUAAGUUCUAUUUUCUUUUUUAUAAAUGCAUUUGGUAUGGACACAGUUUAAUAUACAAAAACACUAUGGAAGAUAUGUAAGGCUGUGACAUUUUAAUUAAAAUAUUAUUCUUCUAUUACACAAAUUUUAUAUACCUUAAGUAUUAUGUACAGUCCGCCUCUCAUGCUAGCUCCAUCAGCCAGAGAUUUAAAAGUGCAGGAGAACAAGAGGAUUCUUCCACUUACGACGCUCGGAUCUUGGCGUGCGCCAAUGACCUUGCGUUGAAAGUCGAGUGUUGUGAAUAUAAGAAUCCUCUUGCCCCUGUGCAAUUUUAAACCUAUGACCCAUGCAGCCAACGUAAGAGACGUAUAGAAUUUAAUGUCUCAUAGAGAAGAAAUUUUAUUGUAUAAAAGUAGUUUUAAAUGUCACAUAUUUAAUUCAGAAAUAUCAAAAAGUUAUUUCAGAUAUUAGUAACAUUUUCCUUUUAUUCUAUAUGAAAUUAGAAGUAAUCUUAUAAAAUUAUUUAUGAUCUCGCUUUGGUUGAAAUAGCUAAUACAAUUACAUUAUUAUUUGUGUAAGUAAAACUAAACUUUUAAAUAUUGAUAGCAGU